Molecule: messenger RNA, 1371 nt
Organism: Phacochoerus africanus (Common warthog)
Lineage: Eukaryota; Metazoa; Chordata; Mammalia; Artiodactyla; Suidae
Product: olfactory receptor 2G3-like
Exons: 4
Coding region: 1-1371 (456 amino acids)
Biological process (GO): G protein-coupled receptor signaling pathway
Cellular component (GO): membrane
Molecular function (GO): olfactory receptor activity; G protein-coupled receptor activity
Source: RefSeq, a predicted model, not a curated record
AUGAACGUAUCUUUCAGAAGCAUCUCCUGGGACAGCUCUUCUCUGGAAACUACAGAGCCUGAUAUUAAUUGCCACAUUGGGAGAUCUGUGUCCUUGGGAUCUUCCCAGAUUCAUUGCCCUGUGACCUCUCUUAGCUUCUCCUGCCUUGCUGAUCUUCAGGGAGCUCCACCUCAAAUAACAGUCCCUCCAACCAGUACGUGGGCCUUAGGCAUCGAGUUGGCAUUUCAAGGAAAAAUAACCUCUCCAGAAGUUAUUGCAAAAAGUAACCUCUCCAAAAAUGAUGCCUCUCCAGAAGUUGACGUUAUCUCCAAAGAAAACUCCUUCUUCUACCAUGAGCCUUCCUGUGCCUCUCUGUACAGUGUCUGGCCCUUCGUGUCCUUUGCCGCAGCUUCUGAAGGAGACUGCCAAGAUUUAGUUCUCCCGGGCACGGGUGAUGGGCACCAACAGCAGCCCCUGUUGAAGACAACAUCAUCCUGGCUGGGCUUCUCGGAUCAGCCCAGCCUGGAAAAGAUACUCUUCGGGGUUGUUUUGGCAUCAUACCUCCUGACUCUGGUGGGAAACACAAUCAUCAUUCUGAUCGCUUCCACUGACCCUCAUCUCAAAACACCCAUGUACUUUUUCCUCACCCACCUCUCCCUAGUUGAUAUCUGCUUUACCACCAGUAUUGUCCCCCAGCUGCUGUGGAACCUCAGGGGACCAGCCAAGACCAUAACCGCCCUGGGCUGUGCUGUCCAGCUCUAUGUCUCCCUGGCUUUGGGCUCCACUGAGUGUGUUCUCCUGGCUGUCAUGGCUUUUGACCGCCACGCUGCCGUUUGCAAACCUCUCCACUAUGCAGCUGUGAUGAACCCACGGCUGUGCCAGGCCCUGGCAGGGGUUGCAUGGCUGAGUGGAGUAGGAAACGCUCUCAUCCAGAGCACUGUCACCCUCUGGCUGCCUCGCUGUGGACACCGGCGGCUCCAUCAUUUCUUCUGUGAGGUGCCUUCCAUGAUUAAGCUUGCGUGUGUGGACAUCCACACCAAUGAGGUCCAGCUAUUCAUUGCAUCCCUGGUCUUGCUCCUCUUGCCCUUGGCACUGAUACUGACGUCCUAUGGACACAUCGUCAAGGCAGUUACUAGGAUCAAGUCAGUCCAGGCCUGGCGCAAAGCCCUGGGGACAUGCGGAUCCCACGUGAUGGUGGUGUCCCUCUUCUACGGGACCAUCACCGCUGUGUACAUCCAGCCCAACAGCUCUUAUGCCCCUACUUCUGGGAAAUUCAUCUCCCUCUUCUACACGGUACUGACUCCAACCCUCAACCCUCUCAUCUACACACUGAGGAAUAAAGAUGUGAAAGGAGCUAUGAGAAGACUAUUUCACAGGGACUUGGCCUCAUAA